Messenger RNA from Trifolium pratense (red clover), 1100 nucleotides. RefSeq lists its product as uncharacterized. NCBI's taxonomy places the organism in Eukaryota, Viridiplantae, Streptophyta, Magnoliopsida, Fabales, Fabaceae. The transcript is spliced from 3 exons. The coding region runs from base 148 to 723 and encodes 191 amino acids. The record is from RefSeq and is a predicted model, not a curated record.
ACUUUCCAACUUCUCAUUUUACUUUACUUUACUUUUGUUUUUGUUUACUGUCCUCUCUCUGCUCUACAUAUUACUCAGUAGCUUCACUUCACUUCACAAACCCAUUUUUCAUUUCACAUUUCACGCUGAUACAGUGAAAGUGUUAAGAUGGCAGAGGGAAGAGGUUCAUCUCUUGUGCACCUUGUGGCAAUUAUUUUGUGCUUAGUAGCAUUUGGUUUCGCCAUUGCAGCUGAGAGAAGAAGAAGCGUUGGAACCAUUAUCACAACCCCAGGAAGAAAUGAAACAUAUUGUGUUUAUAGUUCAGAUGUUGCAACUGGUUAUGGAGUGGGCGCUUUCCUGUUUCUUCUUUCAAGUGAAUCACUGCUUAUGGGUGUGACGAAGUGUAUGUGCUUAGGGAGGCCUUUAACACCCGGUGGAAAUCGAGCAUGGUCCAUUAUAUAUUUUCUUUCUUCUUGGGCGACUUUUCUGGUUGCAGAAUCAUGCUUAAUAGCUGGUGCAAAGAAGAAUGCCUAUCACACCAAGUACCGGGGAAUGAUUUAUGCUCAGAACUUCUCCUGUGAAAGUUUGAGGAAAGGAAUCUUCAUUGCCGGAGCAGUUUUCAUCGUUGCAACCAUGAUUCUUAAUGUAUACUACUACAUGUACUUCACAAAGGCAACCACAAGUCCACUUUCUCAGAAGACUAAUCAGGUUAGUUCGUCAGUUGGAAUGACUGGAUAUGCAUGAUGGAUCAUGGAUGAAUCAUGAAAGGGUAGCAAAUUUUGAGUCUUCAUUUCAAUGGAUGUCAUGUCUCUAUGAUUUUCACUACUUGGUAAAACAGUGGUUUAAAGUUUGUUUUUUGCUUAGUUAACUAGUGUUUAUAAUGUUCUGGUGGAUAUUACUGCUCAAAGAUACUAUUAUAUAUGGAAGUUUAGGUAAAGGGGAUAUAUUAAGCAAAAUUUGUGGAAGCAUAUGUCACAUGUAAUCAGGUUUCAGAUAAACUUUACAUUGAAAGUGUGUAAAAUAUUUUGAGGCUACUGCUAUAUUGUUAUGAAAUAUGACAAAUGCUCCUCAAAAUAAAAAUUAACAAAUUAACAUUAUGCCUUUUCGGUGUGUUAUACUCA